AAAAAAGAAAAAAGGGGCAAAGAGUAUCUCGUUUAAAGUGAAUAACCCUAAACGAUUUCUUUUCUUGGAAGAUUAAGCACAUACUAAGCUUUUAGCCUCGUGGCGUAGUCUUAAUCCAAUAUAUAACCGUCCUUUCUAUAACAUGAUCUAUGUGAUUACACGAGAAGAAAAGAACUGACCUAUUUAAAUCAGAUUACUUCCCAUACCUACUUCUACCCAAAGUUCAUAUGUUAUUCACAUCUCUUCUUAAAUUCCAUAUGUGUUCAUCAUCCCAAGUUGAUAUCAUGUCAAAAUCCGAAAACAUCAACGAAUUCCAUGGAGCUGCGCCGAUGGAGGAUGACUACGCCGCAACACAUCCGAUAGAAUACAAAAUUCCGGGGUUUCUCGUUAACCCAACGAAACUCGCUCAGGUUUUACGGUCAAAGUUUGAAACUGGUCAAUAUACAGUGAAGCUUAGAAACGACAACUAUUCGAUAUCCGCUCCAACAAAGCUCACCAAGGACGAGCUCAUAAUGUGUCAUUGAGCUACAAGAAGGGCAUUCAUAUCAAGGAGUUCCUAUGAUUUCAGUUUUAUCUAGGCUAUCGAUGGGCAAUAAUCGUGAGAAUACCAUUUAGGAAUACUGUAAUAUUCAGCGAACUUUGAAUAGUUAUCUAUGGGUUGUACAAUGGAAACUUGAGAAAAUUCUCCAAUCUACCUAAUAUAGUAUGCACUUUUCAACCCUACUCUUCUUGAUCGCUCUUCAGUUGGUGAUUCAUAUCUAAUGAUAAGUUUUAAGGUAUUAGGUACGCGUCAAUUUAUGGAGAUAAAAUCUAAUGCUCUACGAAGAGUAACAGUCGAAUUUAAAUCGCAUUCCGCUCAGGAGGACUAGUACCUAAUACAGAUCCAGAGACGCAUUUGCUGUCCCAGGACAUAAGUAAUGUACUGAAUAAAG
Molecule: messenger RNA, 932 nt
Organism: Annulohypoxylon maeteangense
Lineage: Eukaryota; Fungi; Ascomycota; Sordariomycetes; Xylariales; Hypoxylaceae
Exons: 3
Coding region: 228-524 (98 amino acids)
Source: RefSeq, a predicted model, not a curated record